Paramacrobiotus metropolitanus is the source of this 638-nucleotide messenger RNA. RefSeq lists its product as uncharacterized. The record is from RefSeq and is a predicted model, not a curated record. Bases 86 to 412 code for a protein of 108 amino acids. NCBI's taxonomy places the organism in Eukaryota, Metazoa, Tardigrada, Eutardigrada, Parachela, Macrobiotidae. The transcript has 2 exons.
UAGAGAAUCAUACACAGCAGCAUUUGCUAGGAAUCACUUCUUUCUAAAUUUCCAAAGCUUAUUUACGCAGCCGUCUUCCGCAACCAUGCAAAUCAUUCUCGUGACCCUUCUCUUGGUGGCUUGCGCCAGCGCCAAUGUCAUUCGUGAACGCCGACAACUGCCUUCCCUGACGGGCGGAAGCGCAGGUUGCACAGCAGACCAAAAAGCGCAGUGCGGUUCGGUUCAGUGCCAGAACAACGGUAAUUCCAACACGCAGGUGAUCAGCGGCGGCAACAGCGGAGGCGGCGGUCUGGCCAGUCUGAUCCCGUUGAAUUUGCUGAACGGUGCCGGUGUGCAGGCGCCCAUCAACGCCAAUGUCUGUCCGCCGGUCUCUGUCUGCAACACGUGUCUGGCUGUCAAUAUUCUGGGUUAGGAGCAACGGUUCAAUAACUCGAAAUUUUACAACUCCGCCCAGAAGAUCGCUUGUUGUUGUUGCACAGAUAUUGUCUCUCUAAACAGGCUGUUGUUUUUGCGGUUUCGUAAUAUUUACGAGUAUAGCUCCAGGUUGAAUUGCAUGACUGUUGACCAUGACCGAGUAUUAUUGUUGUGAUAUUGUGUCACGCCGGUUGAUUUAUACUCAAUAAAUACGAAAGCUAUUA